Molecule: messenger RNA, 1952 nt
Organism: Olea europaea var. sylvestris
Lineage: Eukaryota; Viridiplantae; Streptophyta; Magnoliopsida; Lamiales; Oleaceae
Product: GTP cyclohydrolase 1-like
Exons: 2
Coding region: 355-1737 (460 amino acids)
Biological process (GO): tetrahydrobiopterin biosynthetic process; tetrahydrofolate biosynthetic process
Cellular component (GO): cytoplasm
Molecular function (GO): GTP cyclohydrolase I activity; zinc ion binding; GTP binding
Source: RefSeq, a predicted model, not a curated record
CUUCUCAUCAUAUUCUCCUCUCGAUAACACCCUUGGUUAACAUUUUUUUUUCCCUUGUAAACCAAUUGAUUCGUGUUCUUACUAGGAGUUUUGUGAAGAUUUUUUGAUAUUCCUUUUUUAAAUUGAUUUAAUCUGUUAGAUCCUUUUAUGUCUUGGUCUUAUUUUCAUCUCUCUGCCAUUAAGUUUUAAUCUUCUGUCAUUCUUUUCAUUUGGAAGCCUAAAAGAUUGAAUCUUGUGGCUGAAUCUUUACUAUGUUCUGUUUUUAGUUUCUCAAAAUGCGAGAUUUAUUUUUGUUCGUUCGCUCUGAAUCUUGAUUUUGUGAUUUGGGUUGGUGGGAUUUGAAUAAUUUCUGUAAUGGGCGCUUUAGAUGAGGGGCAUUCCUAUCUGGAGCUAGCAAAUGGAGUGAAGCGUGGAGGCUGCGUUGAACUGAGUUUUGAGGAGGAACCUGAGAUUCUGGACAUUGAGGAUGCUGUGAGAGUCCUCUUGCGGGGUUUGGGAGAAGAUAUCGAACGUGAAGGUAUACGAAAGACUCCUCUUCGUGUAGCCAAGGCUCUUCGGGAAGGAACUAGAGGUUAUAAACAGAAGGUGAAGGACAUUGUCUCUGGCGCCUUAUUCCCCGAAGCUGGGUUAGAAAGUGGAGUUGGACAUGCUGGUGGAGUUGGUGGGCUUGUAAUUGUUCGAGAUCUUGAUCUCUUCUCCUAUUGCGAGUCUUGUCUGUUUCCAUUCCAGAUUAAAUGUCACGUGGGUUAUGUCCCAUCUGGCCAGCGGGUUGUAGGCCUAAGCAAGCUCUCUCGAGUAGCUGACAUCUUUGCAAAACGGCUUCAAGAUCCACGGCGCUUGGCCUAUGAGUUGUGUACAGCUUUGCAGCACGGUAUCAAAGCUACAGGCGUUGCUGUUGUUCUCCAAUGUUCUCACAUUCAUUUGCCAAAUUUUGAGUUGGCCAUUUUGGACCCCAAUCACGAAGGAUGGGUUAAGAUUUUAGUUGCAUCAGGGUCAGGAGUUUUCGAAGACGAGAAGUCUGAUAGUUGGACAGAUUUUUUAAGUCUUCUGAGAUUCCGAGAUAUAAAUGCAGAGGAUAUCCAUUCUAGAGGCUCGAAUGAAAAAUCUUGGUGCCCGGCUCACACUUUCUGCAUGACAGAACCAGCAAAUUCAGUAAUGCUUAAUGCAGUAGCUUCAAUUCUUUUUUCUUUGGGUGAAGAUCCAUUACGGAAAGAGCUCAUUGAAACUCCUGCUCGAUUUGUGAAGUGGUUAAUGAAGUUUAGAAAUACUAAUCUGGAUAUGAAGCUAAAUGGGUUUGUCCGAAAUAGUAGAGGUUCUCUAACUUCCAAUGGAGUAGACCAUAUUGAAGAUCGUUUCUGUUCAGAACUGAACUUGACAUUAUGGUCGCAAUGUGAACACCAUUUGCUUCCCUUCCAUGGUGUAGUGCAUAUAGGUUUUUACUGUUCCAAUGGGGUGAACCCCGUUGGAAGAUCUCUUUUACAGUCAAUAGUACAUUUUUAUGGAUUCAAGCUCCAAGUACAGGAAAGACUGACCAGGCAAAUAGCGGAGACAGUUUCAUCUGUUUUAGGUGAAGAUGUAAUGGUAGUUGUGGAAGCUAAUCACACGUGCAUGAUAGCUCGAGGGAUCGAGAAAUAUGGCAGCAAUACUGCUACAAUUGGAGUCUUAGGUCGAUUUUCUACUGACUCUGCAGCUAGAGCGAAAUUUUUGCAGAUCAUUCCCAGCUCACGCCCUGCUUGAGAUUGAAUUUUUAGUUCGAAGUGAAAACAACUCAUUCAUCAAUUGAUUCCCCUUCUUUCCAAUACGUCUUUUUGUGUCGCUGAGGCACGAGGAAGACUCUUCCAAUAAGAAUAACAAGUCCUGCUCAAAAUUUUGAUUUGUGCAAGGAGCGCCACUGUAACUGUAGAUGAAUCUUCUACAUCAUUAUUAUAUUUAUUUCUCAUGUGUUAUUGCGA